This is a messenger RNA of Prosopis cineraria, 2601 nucleotides long. RefSeq lists its product as uncharacterized. Gene Ontology annotation, molecular function: protein binding. The transcript has 9 exons. Lineage: Eukaryota; Viridiplantae; Streptophyta; Magnoliopsida; Fabales; Fabaceae. Bases 116 to 2359 code for a protein of 747 amino acids. The record is from RefSeq and is a predicted model, not a curated record.
UUUUAUUUAUAUGUGAAUCCUCAAGAAGAUAAACCAUUGACACACCGUUCCAGAGUAUCCAUCACAGAAGGAAAGCUGCAUAGCCAAGUUCAACAGGUACGCACUACGUAGAGUUAUGGCAGCGAACCGCAAUUUCAACGACAUAGUUGCAGAACCACUUACAGAGUCGUCGCAGAAAGAUUGGUUUAAAUGGGUAGAGAACUAUCUAAUAUCUCUUGAUCUUUGGGGAGUGACGAGUGGUGAUGAAAAACCAACCGGAAAUCGGGGGGAAGAUUUUGCUAGAUGGCAGAGAAAGAAUGCUGCAGCAUUGCACGUCAUUCAAAUCUCUUGUGGGACUAACAAUCACUCUCUUAUACGACGUAUCAAAAAAGCCAAUACUGCAUGGAAUACUCUCCGUCGUGCCUACAAUCCACAGGAUCCUCCUCCCAAAGGGAAAGGUCGUAAUAAGCUAGUUAACAGCAAAGGUCCUUCAAAGGGAAAACAACCGAGUUCACAGGACGAAACACAAGAAGAAGCACAAAGUGAUGCUGAAGAGACAGAGCAAGAAGAUGGUGAAGUGGAUGAUUGUUAUAAGGCUAUAUCUGAGGACAACUGGCCUGCUGUAAAAGCAUUCACUGAUCGCCAUCGCAGAGAUUGGAAGGUAAAAUUUGCUCCGAGAGGCGAAACACCUCUUCACGUGGCUGCAAAGUUUGGUCAUUUGGACAUAGUAAAGGAGUUGGUGGAAUUAGCUGAACCAGAUGAUCUUGUAAUACACGAUGCUUCUGGAUAUACUCCACUUGCAAUUGCUGCAUCACAUUGUGGACUCCUUUCAAUUGCAAAAUGCUUGGUCAGUAAAAAUGAAAAAGUACUUGAAACUUCAAAUAAAUACCAUAAAUGGAUAUUUCCUGUUACAUUGGCUUUUCGUUGUGGCUUCAAUAAAAUGGGACGCUAUCUCUAUUGCAAGACUCCUUUGGAAGUCUUCAAAGGAGAAAAAGGCAUCAUGGGUGCUUCGUUUCUCAGACUCUGUUUCAUCACUGGAAAUCUUGAUAUUGCCUUGCAUUUGCUUCAACGAAGCCCAGAACUACUUUUUGCCGCUGACAUAAAGAAGCGCUCAACAAUUCAGCAGAUUGCAUGCUACCUUUCUCAUUCUCCCAACAAAAGUCAAAUUUGGUUCUGGAAGCGAUGUGUUUAUCACUGUAUCAAAAUACCACCAACCACAGCCACUGAGCAUGUCAGUGUAGAUAUUGAACAAGAAAGCGAGAUGAGUAACGAAGUUGAAGGGCUACAUCUACUAUUACACUUGCUCGUCUCGUACACCAAUAAGCUGUCAGGAAUGGAGGGAAUACGUAACAUGAAGCUUCAACAUACACUGACAGAUGAAAUUCUAAAGCUAGUUUGUGGGAAUCUAAAAUCCCUGAACAAAGAUAAAAAGGGUAUGAUUGCAGAAGCACUGUUGACAGCGGGUGAAGUGGGGAAUGUUGGGUUCUUGCACGAAGUAUUAAAAGCCAAACCAGAAUUAAUCUCGAAGGUCGUUUUUCAUCAAAAAAAUGGGCAAGUUUUCUUCAAUGCAGUGAAAUAUCGUCAAGCUGAGGUUUUCAACCUCCUCUGUGGGUUUCGGUUUAGGGAUGUGGUAGCAACGAUGCCAAGUGGCCCCAUGAACAACAACUUGCUUCAUAUGGCAGCCAUAUUGGCUCCUUCUUCCCAACUUAACCGCAUUUCCGGUGCUGCUCUGCAAAUGCAAUGGGAAUUGCAGUGGUUCAAGGCGGUAGAGAAAGUGGUGGAACCUAGACUUUGGCUUCAUCCAAACAAAGAAGGGUUGAAUCCUCUGGACUAUUUUAAAGAAAACCACAAAGAACUAAGGAAGGAAGGAGAGGAAUGGAUGAAAGAAACAGCAACUUCUUGCUCUGUUGUUGGUGCUCUAAUCAUCACCAUGAUGUUUGCUACAGCUUUCACUGUUCCAGGAGGAAAUGAUGGAACUUCAGGGUACCCAAUAUUUUUGAACAAAAAUUUAUUUAGAGUUUUCUUAAUCUCUGAUGCAGUGUCCUUGUUUGCUUCUACUACUUCUGUGCUGACAUUUUUAGGAGUCCUUACAUCACGCUAUGCAGAAGAAGACUUCCUCUACUCCUUGCCUACCAAAUUGGUCAUAGGCCUUUCUUCACUUUUUCUCUCCAUCGUAACUAUGCUAGUCGCCUUUUCUGCAACAAUAAUCAUGAUGUUGCAGCAUGCCUCAUCACAUUCAUGGGCUUAUCUUCUUGUCAUUAUGUUCGCUAGUGUUCCAGUAAUCCUCUUUGUAUUUUUACAGUUCCCUCUUCUGAUUGAAAUAAUUUCUUCUACUUAUGGUCCUGGCAUCUUCAAGAGGAAGGGCAAGAAGUGGCCUUGAAUUGUGUGUGUAAUAUAAUUGAUGCAUCUCAUUACUGUAUGUUUUUUAUAUUGAAUAAGAAGUUCCCUCUUGAAUCUUGAUAAUGUAAUAAGCCAAUGGCUUUCAUUUUCAGCCUAAAAGGGCAUCAGUUUGAGAUGUGUGUCUCGACGUGAUCGUGCAGAUCUUGGGCUCACACAAUUUUUGUUUACUCUUGAUCGGCCACGUGCGAUGCAUGCUGACCCAAACUUCAAUGUUUUUGAUUU